UUAACCUUUCAUUUUUAGUUUUUUUUCUCCCUUUUUUAUUUUGUUGAUUUUUGCCAGAUGAAAACGUCCCAGACUUUGAAUUUUUCUAAACAUCACAGUGCUUAAUUUGGACUAGUAAGCAAUUGCAUAGCAGCAUGUGAAAAGGCAAAAAAAUGAUAUCAGGACUUGAUUAUUAUUUGCUCCCCAUUUGUUGCGUGUGACAAUUUUCUACUUUUAUUCCAUCUUAAUUUACAGUCUUGAUCCAUUACAUAAAUCCCAGCAGUCUAAUGCAUGUAAGUGUCAGUUUCAGACCAAUAGCUGAUUGGAAAAGCGAUCAAAUGUUGUGCGACUGAACCCAAUACAUCUUUAGUCUUGUCAAUGAUGUAUUGAUUUCUUCAAAACCUCAUCGACCGGACCAAAGACAUACAAUACACUAUUUAAAUAGACAACGAUAUCUAGAAGCAUUUACCAGAUACAGCAACCCAAAAUGUAACAAUGCACAUACAAAAUGCAACAAAAUAUCAAAACAAGCAAACAAAUGCUACAAGAACUUUUCUCAACCCAAAUGACUUAUAAACUGGUGUUUUGGAUAUUUUUAGUGUUUGAUUGCUUAAAUAUAUGCAUAACUUGUUCUUUUCGAAGGUGUAUGCGAGCAGUAAAAUUAGCUUGUUUCCAAGACAACGGCACAAUAUCACUUUAUUAUUCUUUUUUCUCAUUUUAUCUCUUGAUCUGACAAAAUUGCUGGUUUGUCAGCAAUGCCAUUUCUCCAUUUCUCUCUUCGUCUCUCGUCCUCUCCACCUUCACCUCCUCCUCCCUCCCUCCACCUCCCAUCCAUCAUUCCUCCCCUGAUAAUACGGACCACUCGCUGUGCGACACUCCUUCAGUGCUUCACUCCGUUCAUCUCUCCGCUCAGCAUCCAUCCAUCCUCCGGCAGCACUAUGGACAGCACAGUUUCAGCCUACUCUGAGAAGCUGAGAGAGAUGUCGGUGUUGUCUCUCCUGUGCUCUUGUUUGUAUUCCCAGCCUCUUCCCAACACCUUCCCAACUCUGUUUGAAGAUAUGGAGGUGAAGUCGCUGAAUAAGCGAGCUUCUGGUCAGGCGUUUGAGGUCAUCCUGAAGAGCCCUACUGAGCCAUCUCCAGAGAGACCCCAGACUCUGGCACUGCCGCCCCAGAAGAAGGAGCCUUCCCUGGGGGAACUACAGAAGAGGCUGGAGGCCGCCGAGGAGAGACGGAAGUCUCAGGAGAAGCAGGUGCUGAUGCAGUUGGCGGAGAAACGGGAACGUGAGAAGGAGGUGCUCAACAAGGCCCAGGAGGUCAACAACAACUACAGCAAGAUGACCGAGGAGAAGCUCAACCACAAGAUGGAGCUGAUCCAAGAAAAUCGCAUGGCCCAUCUCAGUGCUCUCAAGCAGCGUCUGAGAGAGAAGGAGCUUCACGCUGCAGAAGUCCGUAAGAACAAGGAACUUCACACUGAGCUCUCUGGAUAAGGACACUCUUUGACGCCAGAGCUGUGAGAUGUCCAUUUGGAGAAUAUCUCAUUCUCUGGCCACAGUCUUAAGAGGUCAUAUCAGACUCACCUUAUCAGUUUACCUUAUCAAUAAAUGUCUGAGCAUAUAACAGUAUCCCACAUACAAUUACAUGGACAAAAGUAUGUGAGCAUCCAAACACCACAGCCAUAUGUGCUUGUUGAUGGUUUAAUUUGAGAAGCAUGGGCAUUAAUGGGCAGUUUGUUCUUGAUAAAAGCUCUAGUUCAGUGUCCCAGUUCAUCCCAAAGGUAUUCAGGUCUGGACUUUGUGUAGGCCUGUCAAGAUCUUUGACCUUUCCUGAUGGACCUUGACUUGUGUGAUGUUCCUAAAUCAACAUCUUCUGUUGAUCCUAGAACAAGAAGUCCUAUCCCUAUCCCUAAACCCAACCUUUACCAAAAAUUAUGGCUAAAAUCAGAGGAAAGUUGAUAAGAAUGUUGUUCAAGCUACUACUUAUUCCUUAAAAUCUGAUUGGCUGAGGCUGAUCCGGGAAGGAACAUGCCCUACUUGGCAGAAUUGCAGUCACCUGCUUUGUGCACAAGUACUUAGUCAUGCUGAAACAGAAAAGCGUCACCCAAAGCUGUUGAACAAUCUCCAGAAUGUCACUGUAUGGAGUAGCAUUAAGAUUUGUAAUUAUUUGAUUAGCCAAACGCAUUUAUUGCAAAGAGGUGUCCACAUACUUUUGACCAUUAGGUUUAUCUGCCUGAUGACAAAAAAACUACAACUUAGACCAGCUUAAAGACUUGUUUUUAGAUUGGCAUUAGUGAUAUGUUAUUGACACGAGCUGAUUAAGAGGGUUGUUGUUGCUGAUAAACCAGUUAGACCAGUGGGUGAGCUAAAACCAGCAUGAAACUGUCAAAGCAUAC
This is a messenger RNA of Sinocyclocheilus rhinocerous, 2368 nucleotides long. It is a transcript of the gene stmn3, whose product is annotated as stathmin-like 3. The coding region runs from base 735 to 1466 and encodes 243 amino acids. Gene Ontology annotation, molecular function: tubulin binding. The record is from RefSeq and is a predicted model, not a curated record. Gene Ontology annotation, biological process: neuron projection development; microtubule depolymerization; regulation of microtubule polymerization or depolymerization. The transcript has 5 exons. Gene Ontology annotation, cellular component: cytoplasm; neuron projection. NCBI's taxonomy places the organism in Eukaryota, Metazoa, Chordata, Actinopteri, Cypriniformes, Cyprinidae.